Aspergillus fumigatus Af293 is the source of this 435-nucleotide messenger RNA. RefSeq lists its product as uncharacterized. Bases 1 to 435 code for a protein of 144 amino acids. Gene Ontology annotation, molecular function: methyltransferase activity. The record is from RefSeq and is a predicted model, not a curated record. The transcript has 2 exons. Lineage: Eukaryota; Fungi; Ascomycota; Eurotiomycetes; Eurotiales; Aspergillaceae.
AUGGCUGACAUUGCCGAACAAUUAAUCGAAAAGCUCCAGACGUUGGAGACGAGCAUCUUUGAGGGCCAGGAUGCCACGCGACAGAAGCUGGCUCUGGCGGCCCGCAAACUCUUCCACACGCUGGAAACGAAAGAAGAAAAGACCAUGCGGCUCGCUAUCGAGGAACCAGUCAUGUUCUCCGUGCUCCAAGCUCUCAUCGACACCGGUCUGUUCGAAGGCUGGGCUGCGGCCGGGGGCGGCGAGAGAGAUGUGACCGAGUUGGCCAAGCUCAGCAAGAGAGACGUGGAACCCGAGCUAUUACGUCAUCAACUGCGACUGAUGGCUGCCAACCACAUUAUCCUGGAAACGGCCAACGACCGCUAUGCACCUACGCCGUAUGCCCUCGCUAUCGGCGACAAGAGCACAAAGGUUGCCCCAGCGCUUCGCAUUCGGUGA